This is a messenger RNA of Racocetra persica, 136 nucleotides long. Lineage: Eukaryota; Fungi; Glomeromycota; Glomeromycetes; Diversisporales; Gigasporaceae. The record is from the annotation of a GenBank genome assembly.
GGGAUCUGGUUCGGAUAAUGGAACUAAGGUUGGUCCUGUAUAUGAGCGAAGCUCAGAAAUGAGAAAUAGAAUAUGUAAAUCUGAGUAUUGUCACAAAGAUGAAACCGGUAGUAAGAAGUCUGCUGAAGAUGGAUGA